UACACGCUAUAUUAACUCCUAAAACCCUAAGUCGUACAUUAUUAGCUCAGUGGGAUUUUUAUUUUCUCCUGCUUUGGCUUCAAAUCGGACGCUUAAACCCCUCUGCAUUUACAGCAACCACUUUCAGCGCGUUCGAUUCCAUCCCGCCGAGUUCUAAUGGCUGCCCCCAACAAUGCGCCGACGGUUUUGGACAAGGAACAGAUUUUUGGUAUGGCAGAAAAGGAGAUGGAAUACAGGGUUGAGUUGUUCAACAAGCUCACCCAUACAUGUUUCAACAAGUGCGUUGAGAAGAAGUACAAGGAGUCUGAGCUAAAUAUGGGUGAAAACAGUUGCAUUGAUCGAUGUGUCUCAAAAUACUGGCAUGUGACUAAUCUAGUCGGGCAGCUGCUUGGUUCUGGUCGGCCUCCUAUGUAAAAUUUACGCCUGGUUUGCUUUGCGACUUGCUCUUCCCUGGAUAGAUGCUUGGCAGGAUCUCGGGCAAUUUGGAGAUUGUAAUUGUUCGCAUUGUUAUGCCUUUUUCUUUUAGUCGUAAGUUGAUUCCAUUUUGUGGUCUAAGAAAACAAUAGGGACAGGUUUUUGACAUACGUCGCCCUAUGUUCAAAGUCCAUAACAGAAUUGGGCAUUCAUAGUGAAGACUUCUUAAUUAUCUUCGUUUCUUGAAUAAUUGCCACUGUGUUCGGUGGUUUGCUAACACCUUAAAUAGGUGAGAUGGUUCUACCUUUUUGGCAGCAUUGUUGAGCAGAAGUACUUGUGAAGAUUUCUCUAGUUUAUUUAUGGUUCCAAUUUUUCCCAUC
Malus domestica (apple) is the source of this 794-nucleotide messenger RNA. The record is from RefSeq and is a predicted model, not a curated record. Lineage: Eukaryota; Viridiplantae; Streptophyta; Magnoliopsida; Rosales; Rosaceae.